CAGCUCGUGCUCGUCGUAGCCAGAUGCCCCCCCGCCGGAGCGGACCCGCUCGUUUCCCUGCCGUCCAAGCCGACCGGAGCCUGAGCUGAAGGAUGCAGGUGAAAAACCAGAUCUGCGCCGAGCGGAGCAGCACCGACGACCCGGAGCAGGAUGACGGCCAGAAGAAGACCUCCUGUUUUUCCAACAUCAAGAUCUUCCUGGUGUCCGAAUGUGCGCUCAUGCUGGCGCAGGGCACCGUGGGCGCCUAUCUGGUGAGUGUUCUCACCACGCUGGAGAGACGCUUCAACCUCCAGAGUGCCGACGUCGGCGUCAUUGCCAGCAGCUUCGAGAUCGGCAACCUGGCUCUCAUCCUGUUCGUCAGCUACUUCGGGGCCAAGGCCCACCGGCCCCGCCUGAUCGGCUGCGGGGGGAUUGUCAUGGCGCUGGGGGCGCUGCUGUCGGCUCUGCCGGAGUUCCUGACUCAUCAGUAUGAGUACGAGGCCGGGGAUUCGUGGCAUGCCGAGGACGGCAGGGAUGUUUGUUCCAACAUCACCAGGUCAGAGAACCGAGACUCUGGGUUCCAAUGUGGCAGCAGAGCCAACACCAACAUGAUGUACCUCCUUCUGAUCGGGGCCCAGGUGCUGCUGGGCAUCGGGGCCACUCCUGUGCAGCCUCUGGGAGUGUCCUACAUCGACGACCACGUUCACAGGAAGGACUCCUCGCUCUAUAUAGGUAUCCUAUUCUCCACGCUGGUGUUCGGCCCGGCCUGCGGCUUCAUCCUGGGCUCAGUCUGUACCAAAGUCUACGUGGACGCCGUCUUCAUCGACACCAGUCAGCUGGACAUCACCCCCGAUGACCCCCGCUGGAUUGGGGCGUGGUGGGGGGGCUUCCUCCUGUGCGGUGCCUUACUCUUCCUGUCGGCGCUCUUCAUGUUCGGCUUCCCGCAGGCGCUGGACGGACAGGACCUGGACAGCGGCGGGGAGAGCGAGCAGGCCAUGCUGCCCUCUCCCCUGACGCUGGACUACCAGGCGUCCAAACCCAACGGGGCCGUCCACGGCUUCGACGUGAACGGCGGGCUGUCGGUGUGCGAGCACCUCCGAGUGAUCCCCCGGGUGACCAGGCACCUUCUGUCCAACCCCGUCUUCAGCUGCAUCACCCUGGCAGCGUGCAUGGAGAUCGCCGUGGUCGCUGGCUUUGCUGCUUUUCUGGGCAAAUACUUGGAGCAGCAGUUCAACCUGACCACCUCCUCGGCCAAUCAGCUGCUUGGAAUGACGGCCAUCCCCUGCGCCUGUCUGGGAAUCUUCCUCGGGGGGCUGCUGGUCAAGAAGCUCAACCUGUCAGCGCUGGGCGCCGUCCGCAUGGCCAUGCUGGUCAACCUGGUGUCCACCGCCUGCUACGUCUCCUUCCUCUUCCUGGGCUGUGACACCGGACCUGUGGCCGGGGUCACUGUGGCCUACAGCAACGAGACGCUGCAGUCGUGGCAGCGGCCCGAGUCGGCCUGUAUCAGUAACUGUAACUGCUACACGGCGUCGGUGAGCCCCGUCUGCGGCUCCAACGGAGUCACCUACCUCUCCGCCUGCUUCGCUGGCUGCACCAAACCGAACCUGAGCAGCUGCGCCUGCAUCUCUGGCGGCGGCGGCGGCGACGAGGCGGCGGCGCUGCCGGGGAAGUGUCCCAGUCCGGGCUGCCAGCAGGCCUUCCUCACCUUCCUGUGCGUCAUCUGUGUGUGCAGCAUGAUCGGAGCCAUGGCCCAGACCCCCUCCGUCAUCAUCCUCAUCAGGACCGUGACCCCGGAGCUGAAGUCGUACGCGCUGGGCGUUCUCUUCCUGCUCCUCAGACUCAUCGGCUUCAUCCCUCCCCCCCUGAUCUUCGGCAUGGGCAUCGACUCCACCUGUCUGUUCUGGAGCUCCGUCUGCGGGGAGAAGGGAGCCUGCAUGCUGUACGACAACGUGGCCUACAGGCACCUGUACGUCAGCAUCGCCAUCGUCCUCAAGUCGUCGGCCUUCGUCCUGUACGCCACGACUUGGCAGUGCCUGAGGAAGAACUACAGGAAAUACAUCAAGAACAGCGAGGGGUACCUGACUCCCACCGAGCUCUUCGCCUCCAACGUGACUCUGGACAAUUUAGGCAAAGAGAUCAGCCAGAAUCCAGCCAACAGGACAAAGUUCAUAUACAACCUGGAGGACCAGGAGACGUGUGACAACAUGGAGUCCGUUUUAUAGUCCUGCACUC
Molecule: messenger RNA, 2211 nt
Organism: Salarias fasciatus (jewelled blenny)
Lineage: Eukaryota; Metazoa; Chordata; Actinopteri; Blenniiformes; Blenniidae
Product: solute carrier organic anion transporter family member 3A1-like
Exons: 11
Coding region: 93-2201 (702 amino acids)
Biological process (GO): sodium-independent organic anion transport; prostaglandin transport; transmembrane transport
Cellular component (GO): basolateral plasma membrane
Molecular function (GO): protein binding
Source: RefSeq, a predicted model, not a curated record